Molecule: messenger RNA, 595 nt
Organism: Musa acuminata subsp. malaccensis (wild Malaysian banana)
Lineage: Eukaryota; Viridiplantae; Streptophyta; Magnoliopsida; Zingiberales; Musaceae
Source: RefSeq, a predicted model, not a curated record
GACCCAAGCAAUUCGACGAUUCCGAUAAAACCCUAAUCACAUCGAAUUCCUCGCACGAGAGGUAUUAUGGGGCUGCUGUCCUGGUGGAAGGGCAAGGGAGCGCAGCCCCCUCGUCCGUCGGCAGCGAAGGGCGACUCCGAGAAGAAGCCCGGGGCGGUGGUCCAGGAGGUCCCCGGGAUGCAUGGGGCGGUGGAGGUACGGAGGCCUGCGGACGUCACGGUUUUCGAGUUCGGCUCGGUGGCGGCUUCGGGCGAUAGGAUGACGCUCGCCGGAUGCUGCCCCGUCUCGGACGAGCUCGAGCCGUGCCGGUGGGAGAUCAUCACGGCCGCCGGGUCCGAUGCCCCGCAGUUCCGCAUAGUCUUCUAGCUGAUUGGUGCAAUCUUGGAAGUCCACCAGAUGAUACCACUAUGUUUGUGAGCAUUAUAGACUUUUUGAAACAUCAAAGUGACAUGGAGUUUCUGAUUUUGCUGGCGAACCUUACAUUUUAGUAUGUAACCAUUAGCUAUCAAGACUAUUUUCAGCUGGGUAAGGUUUAAAGAACUGUUGUCAUUCAUUUGUAUUAUACAAAUAGUAUUACAUGGUUGUUUUGUUUUAU